AUGGAUAUGAAGAAGUUGAAGAACUUGGCCAAGACGGGGACCAUCGUCACUACAAACGUUGAAGACGCAUUCAUGACUCUGUUUAAGAUGCUAAGAAAGUUUAGAUUAUUUCCGAUCAAUGAGAGUUUUGAGCUUGUCCCCAGACUCGCCUUUAUUUCUACACUAUUAUUCAUAUUGCUGAUCGGCACAACCGUUUUUUGGUUCCACACCGAUGACCAAGUCCUCAUCAUGUUCGGUUCAACUCAUCGCAUAAUCUAUAAUAUCCGGAAAUUAAUCGAAACGGUCUCAUACUUCGUUAUUGUUUGUCAGUUUUGCUUGAAAAGAGAGAAGCUGUUGAUGGUAUUAGAAAACCUAAGGACAGUGGAGACUUUGUUGGCGCCAUUAAAUAAGAAGUGGACAUGGUCUCUCCACCCAAUCCAGUACCUCGGUAAUAUUGUUUUGACUAUCGUCCUCUACAUCGUCGAAAGGACAGUAUUUCCUUUUAGCCUUGAAAUAACGGUUCACUCCUGUUCGCUGAACAUCGACCUAAUAUUAUCAGCUGUUUUUGUAAAUCACUUCUGCGCAUUUCUGGAUCUACUGAGGUACAGUUUGAGGAGAGCAAUGACCUGUAAUUACUAUGGUUUAUAUCCGAGACUUUAUUGUUUGAUCUACGACUCAUAUGAUCUUGACUGGGACUACUUACCUAGUGAUCUUGUUGCAGUACAGUGGAAGGAGCACAUUCAAGUAUGA
This is a messenger RNA of Nezara viridula (southern green stink bug), 729 nucleotides long. NCBI's taxonomy places the organism in Eukaryota, Metazoa, Arthropoda, Insecta, Hemiptera, Pentatomidae. The record is from the annotation of a GenBank genome assembly.